Cydia splendana is the source of this 2265-nucleotide messenger RNA. RefSeq names its product transcription activator GAGA-like. The transcript has 5 exons. Gene Ontology annotation, cellular component: nucleus. The record is from RefSeq and is a predicted model, not a curated record. NCBI's taxonomy places the organism in Eukaryota, Metazoa, Arthropoda, Insecta, Lepidoptera, Tortricidae. Bases 106 to 1353 code for a protein of 415 amino acids. Gene Ontology annotation, molecular function: protein binding. Gene Ontology annotation, biological process: regulation of transcription by RNA polymerase II.
GACAGACCGACGCGCUACGAAGAUGACAGUUUGCUCGCAAAUUAAAAUUGCUAAAUUAGAUUGCUAAUACUGCCGGGGAAGAAUGCAAUUUGAUACGAGAUAAAAAUGGAUCAACAAUUCUCAUUGUCUUGGAACAACUUUCAUGGAAACCUAACAAAAGGAUUCGCCGGCUUAUUAGGAAACGGUGAAUUUGUCGAUGUAACUAUUGCGGUAGACGGCCAUUUACUACAGGCUCACAAAGUAAUUUUAUCGAUAUGUUCGCCUUACUUCAAGAAGAUGUUCCAAGUAAAUCCGUGUCAACAUCCAAUUAUUGUCUUGAGAGAUGUUACACACAAAGCCAUGAGGGAUCUGUUACAAUUUAUGUACAAUGGAGAAGUCAGCGUAAAGCGAGAAGAUCUCACUAGCUUUUUAGGCACAGCAGAAGUUUUGCAAAUCAAAGGAUUGACCAAUAAAGAGACUGAUGAAGAAGACAAUGAGAGAGAACAAAAUUUAUCUAAACAUGAUAAUGAAUUACCAAGCUCCACUCCUGAGCCCGAACCAUGCCCUACAGAAUCUUUUGAAAACACUAGAAGUGAGGACACUUCCCAAAAUGAUGUGCAGGAUAUUUUUAAACAACAGCAAUUUAUAGAUAAACUUCAGAGGCUAAGCAGUUUAAAAAGGAAAUCUGAAGAGUUUCUUCAAAAAAAUUACUACACAGAUGUGCUUAAUGUAGAGAAGAGACCCAAAACUAAGGAAAAACAAAACAUUCAUCUACAUUCUAAUAACUAUGAUAAUAUAAGAAAUAUGUAUGAUGUACCAGUAGAUGCCACAACACCCUUCAGCACACAUAUAACCAGAACAAUAAAAGAUGUCAAUGACAAAUAUAAGGAAUCUGAAAGUGCACUAGAUCUAAAAACUGAAUGUGAUGACAGUGACAUCAUAGUCACUGACCCAGCUAUUUGCAAUGAUCCAAAGAAUUAUGAUGGAUCUCUGGAAGGACAAAAGGAUUUAUCAAUGGGACUAGAUUACCACUCUCCGCAAGAUAAUUGUCCCAGUCUGAACUCACUAUUCAUCGAUCUAAAAAACUUAGUAAAUGGUAAAGUGGCUAACAACACGUUGAGAACUAACCCACAUGAAGAUUACCCGAGCCACAGAUCAGAACAUCGACUGGUAACCAUACCACAAAAAGAAGAUGGCAAAAAGAAGUACCCCCAGAGAUCUUGCAGACUAUGCUGGAAAAUCGGAAAAAGGCGUGAUACCAGAUUUAUGUGUAGUGCCUGUGAACUACCAUUUUGUAAAUCACCAUGUUUUGAAAUACAUUUCAAUGAUAUACUUAAAGUAUCACAGUUUCAAGGAGACUAUUAUGCACCAUAGGCAUCAACACAUAUUUUUACUAUUAUAUUUUACAUUAUUAGACCUCUAAAGAGAUGUCUUAAUUAUGUAGUUUAAGAGAUAUUUGUAAUGGUUUUAGUGAUACUCUAAUUGAGAAAUAUAAUUGAAUCAUAGAUUCUAAACACUUCUGAUUUCUGGGACCAAGAAAUUCAGUAAAGAGAUCAUUCGGAAAAGUCUUUUGAUAAGAUCAAUGUUUAUUCUUAAUCAUGUUAGGUUUUAAAAUAUUUAAUUACAACAUAAUUGACAUAUACAAAAAUAGAAAACAAUGUUUUCUCCAGAAGUACCUAACUAUAAAGCACAAUGAAAUUUAUAUUAUUGACAAUUAACUGUGAUAGUGAGCUUUUUCAGCUCUCAAGUGCCAAUUACACUAAGAAUGAAAAAUUAAAAAGCAUUGUAAUGUGCAAGGAAAUUGUUACAAUCUUCCAAUAUGCAUUUAUUUGUAUGAAAAUUCAUACUGUGCCAUUGUUUCUGCCAUCUCAAAAAUACGUCAAAGACUUAAUUGCUCAUAUUCUAGUCUAAUGAUUAUUUAUUGAAAAUAAGAGCUCCCCAAUCGUUGGCCUUAUGUCAAGAAUAAUUUUGAUUAUAAGGUGAUUUGGUUUAAUCUUAGUAUAUUCUUAUCUAAAAUCUAUGAUCUCUAUGUUACGUUAUAUGAACAUUGACUCGUGUUUUGUGACUGAAAUAAGCUUCACAUUCCUAAUAUUUGAAGUGAUUGGUUUGGCAUUGUCAGGUGACCUGUAUGUAAACCUUCAUUAUCAGCCGAAGUCGGAGAGCAGGCUUGUGAUGUUAUGAUAUCUACAUUAUUAUUUUUAUCAAUGUGUGGUUUUGUAUUCUGUGUGGUUUGAAUAUAAGUAAAUGUAUUUUUAUAUCCAUUUUCUACAAAUAAAACUUAUAAAA